CUAUAUGUGUAAAGGCAGUUAUAAAUAGCACAGUUACAACACACGACUCACGACGCGCAACACUUGUGUUUACGUUCUAAAGUGUCACGAAGAAUAUAUUUCAAAGUGUUCUUGACGGUACGGUCUGAUGUACAUGCCUCAUUUGAUUGAAUAAUAAACAAUAUAUUCUGUACAAGAUGAUGAAAAAUCUCGAAGUAUUCCACAGAGCUUUAAAACUACUAGAAGCGACAUCAAAGAUCUCAAGUGUUAGUGUAAGAAGGUUAAAUGCAUGGGGCCAAGAUGGUACAAUAAAAUCGCCGUAUAAAAAUAUUGAAAUACCAAAUUGUACUUUAUAUGAAUAUAUAUGGCAGAAUCUGGACAAAUGGCCAGAGCGUACGGUAUCGGUGACUGUUAUGUUGCCCAAUAUUCCCGACUUUCCCCUCGUCGCAUUGGGAAUAUUAGAAGCUGGGGGUGUUAUUAGUACAAUUAACCCCGUAUAUACCCCACAUGAAAUACAACGACAAUUGCUACUAAGUGAAGCAAAAGCAGUUGUAACUAUUUGCGAAACAGUGAACACUGUUAAAGAAGCUAUAAAAUUAGCAAAAUUAAAUAUUCCUAUAAUAGCUGUAAAGACUAAUGGAGAAUCAGUACCACAAGAUAUAGUUUCAUUCCAUGAAUUGACUGAAGAUGUACAUAUAGAUAAGUCCUGUUUGAAAGAAGUCAGACGAAGUAUUGACGAUAUUUGUUUCUUACCAUAUUCAAGUGGAACUACAGGACUUCCUAAAGGCGUACAACUAUUAAUUUUAUCAGCCAUUAAAAAUGUAAACAAUCUUAUAGAUAAGCAAUUAAAUUAUAUAACCACACAUCAGGAUGCUGUGAUGACAGUUCUACCUCUGUUCCACAUAUACGGUGCUUCAGUAUUGAUGUUUCACAAAAUGUCACAAGGUAUAAAACUGGUGACGGUGGCUAAGUUUCAACCGGAAACAUUGCUAGAUGCACUGGAAAAAUACAAGACAAAUGUUUUAUUUGUUGCACCACCACUUGUGAUAAUGAUGGCGACGCAUCCUGCUAGUUCACCGAAGAAGUUCCAGUACUUGGAAACAAUCGUGAACGGCGCUGCGCCGCUAUCAGAAACCGAUGCAGAGAGAUUCUUCACUAAAUCAGAGCGUAAGCUAGAUUUCAGACAAGGUUAUGGAUUAACUGAAACAUCUCCAGUCGUUGCCUUAACUCCUCGAGGUAUGGAUAACUACGGUUGUGUUGGAUACCCUAUACCAAGCACGAAUCUGAAGAUUGUCAACAGUGAAAUGAAAACUUUAGGUGCUAAUGAGAAAGGCGAGCUGUUAGUAAAAGGUCCACAAGUGAUGAGGGGGUACAAAGACAAUGCCGUUGCGGACAAAGAAACAUUCACCGAAGACGGCUGGUUCCGGACAGGAGAUUUGGCGAUAGCGGACCACACGGGAGUAAUCACCAUAUCGGAUAGACUGAAGGAAUUGAUCAAGGUAAAAGGCUUCCAAGUGCCUCCGGCGGAAUUGGAGGCAGUUCUUCGUGAACAUCCUGACGUUAGUGAGGCAGCUGUCAUUGGUGUACCUCAUCCAAGAAAAGGAGAAUCUCCUAAAGCUUUUGUCGUUCUAAAAUCAAAUUCUAAUACUAGUGCUAAAGAGAUAAGUGAAUUUGUUGAAAAGAAGGUAGCACCUUACAAAAAAAUUAACGAUAUAAUGUUCAUAGACAGUAUACCAAAAAGUUCGGCGGGAAAAAUUCUAAGACGAAUAUUGAAAGAGAAAUACUGUUAAGGCAUUUUAAUAGUAAGAGUCAACUGAUAUAUUGUAUUGAACAUUUCAUAAAACAAAAAUUAAGAUAAGAUCGAAAUUUGGAUAUCAUUUAUGUGGCAUUCCAAAAAAACUAUUAUAUAAGUAUUUUUUUUAAUACUUGUACUUUUCACUUACAUAAUUGUUUUCUGCUUAAUAAAAUGGUUUAUAAAGUGGAAUGGAUACUUUGUCGUGCGCUUUGAGCUGUUUUUCGAUAUUCGAUGAAAAUGUUAACCUUUACAGUUUUUUUUUUGGACUAUCUUAAAUCUUCUAUAUUAAUCUACUUUAAGUCUAACUUACUAAGAAUUUCAUAUAGAACUUCUAAUCUCAGUGUUUGUCUAUCGUCAACCCAUUAUACCGUAAUGAUAUCAUUUUGGUCUAUAAAUUUUAAUAUUGUCGGUCUAUAGUUUUUAAGUAUUUACGUUGUUAUUUUAAUAAUAUUGUUAAUUAAGUAAAUAGGGUAAAUAAGACUGGAAAGGACCAUUAUUGUUUAAUAUUUUUAUUUUGUAUUUAUUUUAAUAAUUAACAAAUGAAUAAAAAAUCUACACAAUGACAUUUAUUACCACUGUUUUUUUUGUAUUCGGUGUCCCUUAAUAUAGAUUAAAAAAUCUUCACUAAGGGUCUCAUAAGGCACAAGUAUUUGCAAAAGGUAUGUUACAAUAAAGAGCAAUAUUUUAAAUGAAAGGUACUACUUGAAUAAGCUGUCAGGAUUGUUAUCAAAUAUUAUAUUUUUUUAUUAAUCUUAGCAUUUGUUUUAUCUAGUUAUAAAAAGGCAGUUUUAUAUUUUAAAAAAGUUAUAUAUAUAAUAAAUUAUUACUCUAUUGUAAGGGCUUUCAAACAAGGUAAAGCAGGUCGAUUUUAAACUAAAUUUUCUUCAUCCUGAAUGAGAAAAAUACUGCCGAAACUCAAUGUUUCUUCUAGUCUAUUUUACCAUGAGUUUUUCUUCACCGAAACACAUGUAAAAGAACAUGCUUCAUUCUCUUUGGACAAAAUAAUUGAGAUCGCAUAUUUUUCUACUGGAUUUAUAGCGAAACUCAUGGUUCCUUCCUUUUUAGUAACAGCUAGUAUGGUUACUUUUAGAAUUAUUUAUACACUUAUUUACUUG
Molecule: messenger RNA, 2889 nt
Organism: Papilio xuthus (Asian swallowtail)
Lineage: Eukaryota; Metazoa; Arthropoda; Insecta; Lepidoptera; Papilionidae
Product: 4-coumarate--CoA ligase 1
Exons: 10
Coding region: 177-1769 (530 amino acids)
Biological process (GO): fatty-acyl-CoA biosynthetic process; long-chain fatty acid metabolic process
Molecular function (GO): long-chain fatty acid-CoA ligase activity
Source: RefSeq, a predicted model, not a curated record